This is a messenger RNA of Anisakis simplex (herring worm), 1323 nucleotides long. The record is from the annotation of a GenBank genome assembly. Lineage: Eukaryota; Metazoa; Nematoda; Chromadorea; Rhabditida; Anisakidae.
AUGCUUGGUACAACUUUGCGAUUUUUUAAUGGUUCGUUAACGAGGUUAUCACGGCGAUGCAUCACAUCCAGACAAUUAAUGUACGAUAAGUACGGUGAUCCUUUGAAGGUUCUCGAAUUGAAAGAUGUUGAAAUUCCUGGGAAAGUUGAAGCUAACGAAGUAAGGAUAAGGUGGUUGGCAGCAACCAUAAAUCCAGCAGAUAUAAAUCAAGUGCAAGGCACAUAUCCAAUUAAACCUCAAUUACCGGCAGUUGGUGGAAGUGAAGGUUUCGGAGAAGUGGAAGCGGUUGGAAGUAGUGUUAAAGAAGUUGAAGUUGGAGAUUGGGUUGUGGCGGCGCAUUCCGGGUUAGGAUGUUGGCGUACACGUGGUGUUUAUAAGGAUGAAGACGUUGCAAAGAUCGAUAAAAAUUUGUCCAUCGAGGAAGCGGCUUCUUUCCAAGUCAAUCCGCCAACAGCAUACCGAAUGCUGAAAGAUUUUGUUGAUCUCAAACCAGGUGAUUUGGUUGUUCAGAAUGGUGCCAAUUCUGCUGUUGGCAGAGCCGUAAUUCAGAUUGCUCAUGCGAAAGCUUUACGAACGGUGAAUGUGAUUCGAAAUCGUUCAAACGUCAACGAAUUGAUCGAUGAGUUAAAAUCAUUGGGUGCAGAUGAAGUAUUUACGGAAGAGGAAAUGAAGAAGGAAAUUAGAGGAAAGGCCAAAAACGCGAGGUUAGCGCUGAACUGUGUGGGUGGUAAGAAUGCGUUAAUGCUUGCAAGUUGUCUCGCUAAUAAGGGUGUUAUGGUGACUUAUGGAGGUAUGAGCAAGCAACCGAUCCAGGUACCAACUGGUCCGUUUAUAUUCAAGGAUAUUCAGCUCGUUGGUUUCUGGAUGUCACGUUGGUACACGUAUCCUGAAAAUAAACCAGAACGUGAGAAUAUGUUCAAAGAACUGAACGAGUUGGUGAGAAGUGGUCGAUUCAAGACUCCGCAUUUCCAAAAAGUUAGUUUGGAUGACUGGAAAAAGGCAAUCACUGACGCAGUUACUUCAUCUGAUAAAAAACAGCUUUUUGUUUAUUGAUGAUGUUUUAGUUGAAUUUUAAUUGCUCUUUUUGAUUGUGUUAUCUAAAUUCGUGCCUUUCUUUCUAGUCACCGUAGCUCACGAUUCUUGUUUGGUUGUGUUCCGAGUAAAAUUACUGGUACUUUUGUUCUUGUAUUGUUGAUAAUAAUGUUAGCGUUGCGUUGCUUAUUUCUCGCUCUAUGAUGUUUGCUGCAUGGAUUUGUGGCCAGCAUUCUUAUUUGCUAUUUCUCAUUGUGUCCACUUAAUGCCAACAAGCGAUCAUAAAAUUUC